AUGUCCGCAGACGAGAUACCGGACGAGCUAUGGAGGAAGAUACUAGAAAUUGGCGUCAAGUCGUCGACUUUCUCCUACAAAGAUCUCUGCUGCAUCUCCAUCUCAUCUCGCCGUCUCUGCCGAUUGUCCUGUGACGAUUCCCUCUGGCUCCUUCUGCUCUUCCAUGAUUUCCCCAGCCAUAUCGACUCUUCUUCUUCCUCUUCUCAAUCUCCCACCAAGUUUAUCUACAGGACAAGGUUUGAGAGGGAGAAGGAGAGGAAAGUAGCUGCCCAUAGAAGAGCUCUACUGAGGAAGGAAAGUGUAGUUUCAGAAUUGGGUCGGAGGAUUCGUGAAUUGGAAACUCGAUUAUCAGAGGAGGCAGAGAGAUUUCAAGGUGCUUCUAUGGAAUUUUCAAAUUUGCAGAGAAUCAGGCAAGCAUCAGUAGCUUUGAACGUUUGGCAGCCAGAGGUUGUACGUGGCAGACAAAAGCAAAUGGUUGAGCAAAACGCUGUUCCUGUUGCGGGCCGUUUGCGUGCGCUUGAGAUGGAAAUGAAGUUAUGCAAACAGCAAAUCAUGGGUGUGAAUAGGUCACUUAGGGAAGUAAAAAAACGAUUUGACAUUGCCGGAAAAGAGGUAGAAUCCAUGACGUAUCAUCCUUUACGAGAUUAUAAGUUGAUACGUAGUGGAGACCAAGUAAGUAAUGCCAAGAGGAAGAAGUUGAAAACGAGCAUUAACUUUCCGGCUAAAAACCCAGCAAGACCCAGUAAGAAGAUCAAGCUGUUACACUCAGAAUCGGAAUGA
This is a messenger RNA of Microthlaspi erraticum, 780 nucleotides long. The record is from the annotation of a GenBank genome assembly. Lineage: Eukaryota; Viridiplantae; Streptophyta; Magnoliopsida; Brassicales; Brassicaceae.